This is a messenger RNA of Gavialis gangeticus (Gharial), 2869 nucleotides long. RefSeq names its product Fanconi anemia complementation group B (gene FANCB). Gene Ontology annotation, cellular component: Fanconi anaemia nuclear complex. The coding region runs from base 179 to 2749 and encodes 856 amino acids. Gene Ontology annotation, biological process: positive regulation of double-strand break repair via homologous recombination; interstrand cross-link repair; replication-born double-strand break repair via sister chromatid exchange. The transcript is spliced from 9 exons. The record is from RefSeq and is a predicted model, not a curated record. Lineage: Eukaryota; Metazoa; Chordata; Crocodylia; Gavialidae.
GGGGCUUGCCGUCCCCUCCCAGCGUGCUUUGCGUGGCGGGAACGUUCGGAACCAGAGCGCGGCUCAGGCAGCGAUUGAAAAAGCCUGAAUGAGUUGAUUUUUUUUUUUCCAAAGAAAGAAGGCUCCUAAUGAAAAGUGGAGAUAUUCAGUCUUGAUGUUGUCAAAUAACUAGAAAAAGAUGCUGUCAGAUAAACAAGAACAAAUCUUGUCUUACAAUGGAGAGGUCCUCAUUUUUCAUCUGUCUAAAGCAAAAUGUGGAGAGGGGACAGUUAAUAAAACAGCAAGAUUACAUGUCAGAAGAAUGGUGUUUGACAGUGACACUAAACUGUUUGUUCAAAAAUCUUCUGGACUGUUCAGCAUGCAUGGUGGGCGCUUGGGAAUCGAAAUGGUUUGUUGUAGCUGUACAGCAGACUUCAGGACAGGAAUUAAUCUUCCUUGUAUCUUGAUGAAAAAGAAGGGAGAAAACAGUGUUUUCAAAUAUUUUUUAUUGUUGCUUCACAACUCCAAUGAAUUUGAACCAUGCUUAAAUUUUAAAUUGGACUAUGAUCUUAAAGAAGAUAUCAGGUUAUUUACUGGCCCAUCAGUGUUAUGGAGGCAUGCACAAAAACUCUUCUAUAUCUCUCCCACAACUUGUACAGUACUUAGUGCUCCCAUUCAUCUUUCUUCCAUUCAGUGGGCAGGUGAUAUUGAGAAUGAAGGCAUCAUUGUAUUGGGAGUGAGAACUGUUUGUUCGCCAGAGGGAGGAGAUUGGCAAAAGCUUUGCAGCUCAGAUGAAGCCACAUGGGGUAGCAAAUUCUUUGGAUAUUCUCUUGAAAAUCAGAAAAUAUUAAGUGACACCUGCUUUCUGCCCCAUGCUUACAGCACUGUGGUAUCUUGUGUACAUGUCUGCAAGUUUAAGGUCUUGAAAAGCCAAUUUAUUACAUCAGUUGUUGCUGUCACCCACAAGAACCAGCUGAUUUGGUUCCAAGAUGGACUUCCUAAAGAUGUCUGUCAGCUUCCAUAUGAGGAACCCUACUUAAUACAAAUUGCCACAACAAGUGGAAACAACUUAUUCUUUAUUGUGUCUUUUGCUUCUGGAGAUGUGUGUGCUGUGUGGAAAGACAGCUUUCAGGUUGCUGCCAAAUGGGAGAAAGUAAAGUCUGUUCUGGUAGAUGAUUUUAUGGGAACUGGAACUGAACAAAUUUUGCUGGUUUUUGGGGAUAGAACCAAUGCAGAUAUUUUAAGCUUUUUCAGGAUAACAGAUUUUGGAGUAAUCAACUAUUCAAGUGGAAUCAGUUAUAAAGAAGAUGUUCCUGUUACAGCAGAACUACAAGAGAAUGGUUCUCUUACUAUACAGGCUCUUGAAGCAAGAUUACAGGCUGGUUAUACUUCUGUUCAAAAACUACAGCAGCAUCUAGUGCUCAAAGAGAAGGUCCUUUUUGAAUCUUGCAGAGCAUUAAUCAAUCUUGUUCAAGAGAGAGAGCAUGUUUUACCAACUGCAGAAGAGGAAGGUCUUGUUUCUCUCUGGGAUGAUACAGAAAAUCCUUUUUCUUCUCUUAAUAAAGAGACAGCAUUGGGAUCUGAGGAUCCAGAACAAAUCAUAGAGAACGUGUGGCAACGUGUGGUGGAUGAUAGCUUGGUAAUUGGAGUACAAAUAACAGAAUCGCUUAACUUGUCACUGAAUGAUGUCAGUUUAUCCCUAGUCAUGGAUCAAGGCUCCACUUCAGUUUCUCCCAUUAGAUGUCAGAAUAAAAUUGUUAAACUAAACAAGGCUUUCUCAACAAUGUCCAUCUCUUCAUGCCAGACUGAACCACCAACAAAAAAGUUAAAACUGGACUUCCAUAGCAAGAAUUAUGUGAAAAAAGAAUACCAUGAAAGAUCUUGUAAAGUUCUGGCAGAUGGAGUAAAAACAUUCAUUGCUGUUACCCAACUUUCACCACUACUUGCAUUUCGUAAUGUGUGUUGUACAGUGCUCCUGCACGCAAAGAGGAGAGAACCUCAAGAUGGCAUCUUACAGGGAAACAAGAAAAUUACUCUGUGUGGAAAAAUGUCAUUAAAUCUGGGAGAUAUUUCAAGUGGAAAAUAUUCAAUAAAUGUGUUGAAUGACAAUAGUACAAUGGAAGAUGUAUUUGCUAUUCUUGGGGUCUCUCUCAAAUUCUCCUUUCACAUAAUCUCAUCUGAAUGUACACUGACUCUUGUGAACAUGUGGCUACAGGAUCAAAUGAAAUGUACACCAAUCAAAGAAUGUCCUGAAAAUAUGGUCUGUCAUAAAUUGGGAAGUCUGCAUGGCACAGUCUUUAACUGGAAUUUGAAAACUCCAUUCAAAGGAAAUUUAACAUUGUUUUGCAGAAAUAAAGCUGUCUUGUUCCAGUGUCUUCAUAGUCUCGUUAACAUUCUCCCACCAAACUGUAAAAUAAAAUAUCAAAGGUUAGAAAGCAAGGACAUCCUUGCUAACCAGUUUCUACUGGCUUUGGAAAAGGAAAUGGUCACCCUGAGAGAGUCAUUCUCUGCUGCAGAAAGUGAACUUGGAGACAACUUCAUAUCAAGGUAUGAAUCAGGAAAGAUGAUGAACAAUGUCACAGUGGCUUCUCUAUUGGAUAAUAAGCAAACAGUGCAGCAAUUCAGAAAGGAGCUUCAGAGUGACCAGAAGCAAAGCACAAUGGGUAUGAACCAAAGAGUGAGUGGUAACCUUUACAGAGGAAUUGCUUUGAAAAUGGCUGAGGCUCAGCUGAAUUCUGAUAUGAUUGCAUGGAAACUGAACAACUCGUAACUGUCUCCUUAACUUUAUUUUGAAUAUUUUUAUUAAUGGUUAUAUCAAGCACUAUUUAUAUUUUAUUUUUCCAUUUGUAAUUUCAUCUUAAAAGAUGAAGAAUAAAACUACUUUUUUCUA